Benincasa hispida (wax gourd) is the source of this 1001-nucleotide messenger RNA. Its product is annotated as Vacuolar protein sorting 55 (VPS55) family protein. Gene Ontology annotation, biological process: late endosome to vacuole transport via multivesicular body sorting pathway. NCBI's taxonomy places the organism in Eukaryota, Viridiplantae, Streptophyta, Magnoliopsida, Cucurbitales, Cucurbitaceae. The record is from RefSeq and is a predicted model, not a curated record. Gene Ontology annotation, cellular component: endosome.
UUUAGCUCUUGUUUCCCACUUUCAUUCCCUUCGUUUUUUUUUGUUUUUUUUGUUUUUUUUUAUUUUUUUUGUUACAUUGAUUUCUAGCGACAGAGUUGUCCAAAAAUUAUAAUAAUACUAAUAAUAGUGGGCUGAGACGCCGCCGCCCGUGAUCGGAAUCGGACUGCGACUCGGGGAUACUAUAUAAUUUCUUCACGAAUCCCCAUCAAAAGCCUUUGACCUACAUGAGGUGAGUAUCCAACCAAUGGCAGACUUACCAGGUUCUUUGCAGGCCUGUUUGAGUAUGGGCAAGGUCGCAUUCUUAGCAAUUUUGGUUUCUGGAGGAAUUGUGAUGCAGAUAUUGGCAUGUGCCUUGUACAAUAAUUGGUGGCCAAUGCUAAGUGUGAUAAUGUAUGUGCUUCUCCCUAUGCCUUUGUUAUUCUUUGCGGGGUCAGAUAGUUCUUCACUGUAUACUGAUUCUAACAAUAGCUGGAUCAAUGCGACGAAAUUCUUGACCGGAGCUUCAACCGUAGGAAGCAUUGCUAUCCCCAUCAUUCUGAAGCAUGCCGGGAUCAUCGGAUGGGGGGCAAUGGCAAUGGACCUCUCCUCGUUUGUAGUAUUCGUGAUUGCCAUUUUGUGUUUCAUGGGAAUGAGCGAAGAUGACGACUACACUAUGUUCUGAGAUACUCCAUCUCCAUGGUAAUGAAACUAUGCUAUCUCCAUCAGGUGAGGCUUCUGGCUUUGUUCAUUCUUGUCUGAGCUUCACCUUUCACAUCUGCACAUGUUUAAUGAAGAUUAUUCUUCACUAUUUAUUUCUUCAUUUGUUUGUUGCUUUGUUGUUGUCUUUUAAUACUUGUUCUUAUACCAAAAUUGAGAUGUAAAAGAAAAGGGUUGAUAUUCUAAUCCCAGAUUGUUGAGUGUAUUUGUAUAUUUGGAAAGGAAUGGGCAUUGAACCGUGCGAAUUGUGACUGUUUUCACUUCAUGCUUAAUGAAAUUGCAGAGACUAAGGAUUUCUUCGAUAA